AUAAAUAAAAUUUAUUGAGCCAUUGUACAUGGUUAUAAGGGGUUAAGUUCCAAACUAAUGAACAGCCACAAAACCUUUUUCUUUAAUAUAAAUGAUAUAAAUAGAAGAGAAUUUUCACAAUAAAAGUAUUGGCUGGCAAGGUCUAUAAUUAUAUUUUAAUUCAGUUCAAAAAUAAAAGGUUUAUUGUCAAUUCUUCAUACAGAAUAUAUGAAGAAUUGAAAUUGUUUUUGUCUAUCCCAAGCGUAUAAAUAAAUAAUAAAUGGAAAAGUCCAAGUGUUCUUUGGAGAGAUGCAGAUUCCUAGCUUCCUCUCAGCCUGGUGGUUAGAGAGGGGAGAGAGUUCAGCAUCCUAACAGCCUGGUGGAUGAAGCUGUUAGUGAGUCUGGUGGUCUGGUGUCUCCUGUAUCUCCUCCCGAAGGGCAGGAGGCUGAACCUAUUGUGUGCGGGGUGACUUGCAUCACUCACAAUUGUAAUGGCUUUGUGGCUGAGGCGGGUGGUGUAUAUGCCUUUCAGGGAGGGGAGUGGUGCACCACUGACUUUCCUGGCUGUGUUCACUAUGCACUGCAGGGCUCUUCUGUUGUAGUCAGCGCAGCUACUGCUCCACACUCAUUCCUUUGUAGAAUGUGGUCAUGAUAGGUGGUGAGGCACUUGCCUGCUUGAGUUUUCGCAGGAAGUAGAGGUGCUGCUAGGUUUUCUUCACCAGUGAUGCUGUGUCUGUGGUCCACGAGAGGUUCUCACUGAUGUGCACCCCUAAGAAUUUUGUGCUGCUCACUCUCUCCAUAGCAGAAUUAUUUUAUGUAUAUAUGAUUCAAAUAUAGGUUACAACAAAUUAAAACAUCUUGAUGUACAUAUAAAACACAGUAAAGGAGUGAGAAGUAAAACUAGUUCUUACUCCCACCCACAUUCAAUAACUACAAAUAACUGUGGGGAUACCAUCCUACACUUUUCCAAAUAAUCAUGGUUUUAAUAAUUUAUCAAGCAUUACAGACACUACCUUGUACAAUAUCUGUUACUAACAAUACUGUAUUUUUCUACACAACCCACAUGAAACCAGGCAAAUAACACAGGCAAGUCUGGCCGAACAAACGUACAAAGUUUUAGACAAUCAUCUUAAAACUUUUCUAUCUUUUAUAGUAAUUGAUUAGCUAGACAAAAAUAAAAAUUAUAUCACAACAAAUUGGUACUGAAAUGUAGAAUUUAAGUAAAUGUUACUAAGGUAAAACACAACAAAACAUUUAAUAAAAAUAAUAUAAAUCUUGUAUUUACACUAAAUAAAAGUUGAUUGCUGAGCAAAAUACAAUUUUAAGUGCUUAAGAUUUAGAUAUUUAAAGUGCACCAUCCAUCCCACAUUGCACUAACCCUGUAUUCCACUACUAAUUCUUGACCAAGUUAUAAAUGAGCAACUAUAAAACUACAAUUACCAUACAAUCAAAAGCCAACAUGGAAAAAUUUGUGCAAAAUCCAACAAUGCACUGGCCUACUGUAGUGGAAAAAAUCGGGGCCGUUGAGUCCACACUACAAUAGUAUUAACCAUCAGGCUUCUCUGUCUAUUUUUGUCCAUUUUGACUUUUUUUUUUUUUACCUAGUUGGCUCACUAUUUCAAUUCAGUUAAUGCUAAAGACACCACAUUUUGUGGAAAGUUUUUAGGCCUCAAGAAAUGUUUUGCUACUGUACUGGGACACUCACAGAUGUCACUUAGGUAUUGUUUUGAUUAGUAAUGAAAUGGUUAAUUCCCCCCAAGUAUUUCCUCUGAAGGUCUUUUGCCACAUUUGCUGCCACAUCUGGUGUAAAAAGCCUUUGGCAUCUUAAAGCUCCUUAACUAGCCUGUGUUUAGGGUCUAAAGUGUGACUUUUCUAAGGGAAGCCUGAGGGUCAAACCACAACAGCAAUAUUAGGAAUGUACCUUUAGUAUUCAACCAGAUAUGACUAGGGGCUCUGGGCACUGCAAUAUUUAAAAAUACUUUUUAAAGGGUAUUGAAUGUUAAAACUUUCAGUCUAUAUUGGAGCAACACUGGUGGUGGAAGGCGUCUUUUUAUUCUUCAUACGGACAAAUGACUAUACUUGAUCUAAAAAAGUAUUCCUUGUGGCAUGUGUUUGAUUUAACCCUCUCCAGGCAGGUGCUGCAGAUUUACAACAGCUAAAUUCCAAGUACCUACUGACUCCACAUCCAUAUUAUAUGAGCUUUUUUUUACUCAGGAGCCAUUUCUCCCAUCCAUGCUGAUAAACGUGGGCGAUGCAGACUGUGCAAGAAUGGCUACACGCAAACGGCCUGCCAGAAGUGCAAAAUACUUUUUUUGUUUACAAAGGAUAAAAAAGUCAGAAUUGUAUAUUACUACCCCAUAUUAUAAUUUUCCUGUUACUAAAAAUUAAUUUGAGCCUGAGAGGGUUAAGGGUAGUUUACAUUUUGGACUUUUAUUUUGAUACACGCCGGAAGAGAUCACGUCACGUAAAUAUAGAUAUAAAACCGUUGCUUUGGGGCAUUCAGCAAAUCUCAACCGCAUCUUUACAUCGUCACCAUCGCCUCCGUCUGCAGCCACAAUGGUCAAAGAGAUAUCAAGUUUGGAAGAGUUUAAAGCAGAACUGGCUGCUGCUGGGAACAAGUUGGUGGUGGUAGACUUUACAGCUCAGUGGUGUGGUCCCUGCAAAGCCAUGGCUCCCAAAUUUGAAAGAAUGGCAGAAGAAAACAAAGAUGUUAUUUUUUUGAAGGUGGAUGUUGAUGAUGCAGGAGACGUGAGUGAAUUUUGUGGCAUUAAAUGUAUGCCAACGUUUCAUUUCUAUAAAAAUGAACAGAAGGUGGACGAGUUUUCUGGGGCUAAUGAAGAUACUUUAAGGGCAAAAGUGGCCCAACACAAGUGAAGUUCUGAAAUAGUGUACACUGAUAUUAUAACACUAAUAUUGUGACACUAAUAUAGUGUAAACAGAAGCUGCAUCAUUACUGUGUGAAUGUCAUUUGCUCAGUAAGUCUUAAAUGUGUUGGUCCUGUCAUGUUCAUUAAGUUGAUUUUAAUAAAUAAAGUAGAUCAAACUGUGCAAAAUGUAA
Molecule: messenger RNA, 3036 nt
Organism: Boleophthalmus pectinirostris (great blue-spotted mudskipper)
Lineage: Eukaryota; Metazoa; Chordata; Actinopteri; Gobiiformes; Gobiidae
Product: thioredoxin-like
Exons: 5
Coding region: 2536-2853 (105 amino acids)
Molecular function (GO): protein-disulfide reductase activity
Source: RefSeq, a predicted model, not a curated record